AUGCCAAAAAGGACCGAGUGGACAAAAGUAAAAAACCGAGUCCUCAGCCACGGAAAUCUGCAAAGCAAAACCCUUUUGAGUGGUGAUGGAGAUAGACAGACCCACACUGCGACUCACCAACAUCCCCCAACAGCCGUUGCCAAAGACCUCUUAGACCUGUUCGAAUCCACGCUUGGCCCCGACACCGUCUUCGCCGUCGAAAUAUCCACCGACCGCAACAACUGGAAGUCCCGUGGUUUCGGCAGAGUCCAGUUCGCCACUCUCGAAGCCAAGUCCCAAGCCCUCCUUCUCUCCCACCGUGAUCGCCUCGUCUUCAAGUCCCAUUCCCUUAAACUCUCUCGAACCUAUGACGACAUCAUCCCCAGGCUGAUCAGGGCCGACUACAGGCUUGAUGACGACCUUCUUCAUGUGGGUUUUAUGACUAACGACGAUUGCUCGUGUUUUGGAGCGAUGGGAGAGUGUGAGAGGUUGGAU
Hibiscus syriacus is the source of this 474-nucleotide messenger RNA. RefSeq names its product RNA-dependent RNA polymerase 2-like. The transcript has 2 exons. The record is from RefSeq and is a predicted model, not a curated record. Gene Ontology annotation, molecular function: nucleic acid binding. The annotation marks the transcript as partial. NCBI's taxonomy places the organism in Eukaryota, Viridiplantae, Streptophyta, Magnoliopsida, Malvales, Malvaceae.